CACACCAUUCAUCAGUCACCAUUCUCCUUUCGUUUAAUCUAGUUAAGGGUCGAGCUAUUUAGUGAAUGGUAGUACCUACAUAUUUUUCACCAUUAACCCUUCUGUGCAGAAUAAAAUCGUAAUAGUUUAUUCCACCAGAAUUCCUCACGGUGGCGACGGACGAAUUCGAAAGUGCUUGAUCUUUCAGGAAAACAAAGUACCUGAGUAAAUAUGUUCGAGGAUGCGGAUAAUUUCGCCGAUUUUCUCCGCGGUGGGUUACCCUACUACCUGCUAAUCACAUUACCGAUUUUAAUCAUUUGCUCGUCGAAUCCGGUGCUCGCCGCCAGCGAGUUCGGUGUCCAACGGAUGUCUCAAUAUGAUGUACAUGGUGUUCCCUACGGUUGUCGUGGGUCUGCUUUGAAUAUGGAAGCGAAAUCUUUGUAUACAUGGCAAACCUUUAGGCAUUGCGUGAUCACCCGCUUCCAGGACAUGACGAUUGAUCAGUUCCGUGAGAUUCGUGCCAAAGCAGGUGGUUUAGUGAUUUUGCUUCCAGAGGAUGUCUCGUCGCUGAGUCUGGAAGAGAAACAGCACAUUCACCUGCUGGAACAGGCAAUGAUGCUGCAAGAGAUUUCGAUUCCAGUCUACUUCUCACGCUACAGUUUAAAGCUGAACGAGAUUAUCAACGAUGUGACGAAAGCAACGAGUUUGACUCAACAACAGUCUUCUAAGCAGCGUGAAUCGGCCAUCAGUGAAAUUUUGGGUUCGAUUUCCGCCAAUGGUUACCAAAUCGCUGUGACCGGUACGAGCAACAGCCCAAACAAGCAAUCGAAAAUACCGAUUAUCCAGGGUGAACUGACUCCUACUAAACAUACCACCAAGUCGAUGGAUAGCGAAAAUAAGCUUCCGUUGAUCAUUUUGACUGCCCACCUGGAUACGUUUGGUUUGGUGAACGGGCCUUUGAAAAAUGCGGACGUUGCCGUGUUGCUUACCUUGAUUGAGCUAUUCAGUAAACUGCAUGCCAGUAUCCCGAAAUAUAGACUCAUGUUUCUAGUUUCCGAAUCUGGAAAUUUACUGAACUUCCAAGGCAUGAAGAAGUGGCUCGAUAGCAACUUAGAUGAAAAUGUACAAAUUCAGCAAGCAGAGUUUGUCAUCUGUUUGGACUCGAUCGGCAGGACCAAUGACAACAUAUUCAUGCAUGUUUCGAAACCACCGAAAGAAGGAACAUCUAUGAAUGGUUUCUAUAGAAUCCUGAAAUCUGUAGCGCAACGCUACGGAAAUAUCACCGUCGAAGGGGUACACAAGAAGAUUAAUCUUGCAGACACGUUGUUAGCGUGGGAACAUGAACGUUUCAGCAUGAAGCGGAUGCCUGCAUUCACUGUGUCCAAUUUAAAGUCUCACAAGGAUCCACUGCGUAACACAAUCUUUGAGGACGAAUCCGGGGAAGAACAGCUGGAUAAGCUGGAAACUAAUGUCAAAAUUCUAGCCGAAACACUAGCCAGUUACAUUUACAACCUACCAGGAGACAGUGCUGUGAACGACGGUGAAAUUUUCAGCGGUUCGAUGGCCAUCUCGAAGGAAAUUAUCCGACCAUGGUUGCAUAUACGUUCAAGCCAGCAAAACAACGAUCUCAAGUAUGCCUUUGAAAAGUACCUCAAGAAUGUGAGGCUCACAUAUGAAAAACCCGAUGCUCGAGAGCCCGACUUCAUGCUGUACGAUGAUCGGGACGCUGUACUAAAUAUCUAUAACGUCAAGCCGGCAGUCUUUGACCUGUUUCUUACGUUCUUGAUUGUGUCCUAUCUGGGAAUGAUUUAUCUGGCCAUCUUCUACUUUCCCAAGAUGUACACCUUCGUCUGCCGUAUGACUACAAAUAAGAUUAAGGGCAAUUGAAGGCUUUUACAUUACUUACCUCAAUUCUGUUACGGUUUGUUUUAUUUUGGUUUAUUCAAAAUAUCCUAUUGAUUAAGCGAAUCCGUCGUUAGCGAUCGGAAGAAUCUAGGAGAAGGGAAAAACAUCCCAGAGUACGAGAUUCUCGAGUUUAAGUUAACGUCAAAAUGCUCGGUUCUUGCUGAACACGAAACAUAGCAGUAGAUAAUUCGUCGUUAUUCUGAUCACUCAAGUAAGGAAUCAGCUGCUAGUCUGCAUUUACUUCGUUUAAUAACAGAAUUCGUUGAGUAGAAUUCAUACUAGGCGCUAGGAUGUUGUAGAAAUUAAAGGUGUGCUGGACAAUAUACCAUUUGUCUGCUUUGGUUUUUUUUGUUUGUUAUAGUAAGGAACAGAUCCCGUGUGAAGAAAAUAAAACAGCAACAAAAAUGA
This is a messenger RNA of Topomyia yanbarensis, 2292 nucleotides long. RefSeq names its product BOS complex subunit ncln. Lineage: Eukaryota; Metazoa; Arthropoda; Insecta; Diptera; Culicidae. Bases 211 to 1866 code for a protein of 551 amino acids. The transcript has 4 exons. Gene Ontology annotation, biological process: regulation of signal transduction. The record is from RefSeq and is a predicted model, not a curated record. Gene Ontology annotation, cellular component: endoplasmic reticulum membrane.